CCCUUUCAAGUUAGAAAAAAAAAAGAAUAAUUAAAGAAGAAAAACGGGGAGAUGGUGGUUUCCUUUCCUUUCUCCAUGGCGAAUAUGAAAAUGGAAGGAGUGGUGGUCAGAGGACCAAUCGAAUUUAUAUAAAAUGGGGGGUUUUCUUUCUUUUUUUGGCCAAAAAAAGCGAGAAAAGAACAGGGGGGACAGGGGAAGGGACAGAGUGUAUGUGUGUGUGUGUGUUUCUCUGUGUUUUGUGCUCUUUGUGUUUGUGAUUGAGCAAUCAAAUGCAUCAACCGGCGGCGGUUGCUGAUGUUCUUGUUAAGAUGGAGGAUUUCGUCUGAACAGCAAGAAGAAGAAGAACAAGAAAUCUUUUUGGGGUACAGAGUUGGUGGGGUGGGUUCUUGUUUGGUUGCUGAUUUUUGCAGAUGUUCUAAAGAGGAGUCUUGGAUGGAUUUUCCGGAGGCGACCAAAAUCGUGUACGAUAGGAUCCAGAAGCCAGAACCAGAGAAUGUGUCCAAGAUCAUCGGGUACGUGCUCCUGCAGGACAAUGGGGAGCGCGAGAUGAUCAGGCUCGCUUGUGGACCCGACAGCUCCAUCCAUUCCCUGAUCGCAGAAGCAAAAUCUGAGCUCGGGCUCGCUAAUCCCAUGAAUGUCGCGGCGGUUGUAUCGGCUCCGUAUCAGUUCCCUCCCUACUCCCCGGGCUCAAACCUCCGGACCAGAAACACGUGCUGGGAUGCUCCGGGCUUGGACUUUCCCGGAGGCUACUUUUGUCCAAAACCGGCACGGAGAAUAUCCUCAAGCCCUCCACAGUACUCAGUCAAGAUUUGCCAUUACUUCCUGAAAGGGUUCUGCAAACAUGGGCAUAAUUGUAGGUACUUCCAUGGGACCCCGACUAUGGUCGAGAACUUCCCACAACAUGUCAGCCUGUUCCCAAACGAUCCUGGGAUUGAGGAUCACAGGCUCUCUCAUGGAUCACUCGAGAAGCUUGAACUGGAGAUUACGGAGCUCCUCAAAUCUCGAGGCGGUUCACCUGUCUCGAUCGCCUCUUUGCCCAUGUUGUACUACGAAAAGUAUGGGCGGACACUACAGGCUGAAGGUUACCUUACAGAGAGCCAGAGGAAUGGUAAGGCCGGGUUUAGCCUCUCAAAGCUUCUAGCACGACUGAAGAACAGCAUCCGCCUCAUUGAUCGCAGGCCUCACGGGCAGCAUUCGGUUAUUUUAGCCGAAGAUGUCCAAAAGUACUCAGAUUAUGAGCGCAGUGACCCAAGUGGAAUUGGUUCGGCUUCUCGGCAGAUUUAUCUCACAUUUCCUGCAGAGAGUACAUUCACUGAGCAAGACGUAUCAAACUACUUCAACAAAUUUGGGCCAGUACAAGAUGUGAGGAUUCCAAGCCAGCAGAAGAGGAUGUUUGGAUUUGUGACAUUUGUUUUCACGGAAACGGCAAAGCAAAUUCUCUCAAAGGGAAACCCGCAUUUCAUCUGUGGCGCCCGGGUCCUUGUGAAGCCUUACAAGGAGAAGUCGAGGCUCGCUGACAGGAAGUAUGCAGACAAGACACAGAGCAUGAGUUACUACAACCAGCGCCUGAUGGAGGGCGACCCCGAAAUUCAGUCAAUGCCAAGGUUCUCUGACGCAUCAAGAUUCCUCGCAGAUGAUCUGCUCGAAGAAUGUGAGCACGCUCUCGAACUCGAGAGAAGGCGUCUUGCAGAACUUCAAGUCGCACCCAAGUCAUCACCUCAGUACCCCUACUUUGGCUACCCAACGGAAUAUUUUAAUCCAUCAGAAGCUCGUGAGCAGCCGUCGGAGUAUGCAUCAGUCGAUCGUAUCAAUUACCUGUUUGACGUUGUAAAUAACGGCUCGAGCAGCAAGGACAAUGUCUUGAACUGCAAUGACCAGGAUAGCAUCCAAGGAAUCAAUCUUCCCGAGAGCCCAUUUGCAAGCGGCAUCUCGACAGUUACAUAGAAGAGCUUAGACUCGGAUCAAAUAUAGACAGAAAGAGGAAAACAUUAUAGAGCACCGAAGAACAUAACUCGAAGACGGAGACAGAAACGACUACUACUACUAUUGUCCCUGCUACUAAUAACUAUACUACUCCAUCUCGGCUUGAGAAGAUGACUCCUUGCAGUCAAGAAGAUGGUUCAGUUAGAACAGGAAGAAUUACAGAACAGGAAAGCUACUGCCAAUAAUAAUAUAAGUACAUAAACUGGUAUGCAGCUUUUUUUCGAAUUUCCAUUGCUAUUUGGCAUAAAGCUGGAGAGCUUAGUCACUCAAGAGCUUGUGAUGAUCGGUAGAGAAGGAACAUAAUGUAGGCUCGGAUUUAGCCUCAGAAUAGAACGAAAGGAGGAGGAAUUGUGCAUGGUUGAUAGGAGAAACUGCAGAUCUUAGAAACAGAUCAGUUGCCCAAAGUUAUAUUUUCCUUUUUAUUUUAUUUUUCCCCUAGUGUAAAUGCACUUUCUUGGAUCGACCCCUGAGUGAUAAAUAUAUAUAUAUAGACAUGGUUUUUCAGAUCA
This is a messenger RNA of Punica granatum (pomegranate), 2492 nucleotides long. The record is from RefSeq and is a predicted model, not a curated record. Lineage: Eukaryota; Viridiplantae; Streptophyta; Magnoliopsida; Myrtales; Lythraceae.